This is a messenger RNA of Cicer arietinum (chickpea), 2325 nucleotides long. Its product is annotated as pentatricopeptide repeat-containing protein At2g02750. NCBI's taxonomy places the organism in Eukaryota, Viridiplantae, Streptophyta, Magnoliopsida, Fabales, Fabaceae. Gene Ontology annotation, molecular function: protein binding; RNA binding. Gene Ontology annotation, biological process: RNA modification. The record is from RefSeq and is a predicted model, not a curated record.
AUGAAAAAUUAUGAUUGAUUUGAUGAACACUAGAUAAACAUAGAGUGUGUGGCAUGACCGACAAGGACACUAACUUUCCAUGAAGUUGAAGAGUGACAUAAUAACAACACUCAGAAAACUAGUUCAAGAUGGUUUAUACAAAGAAGCUCUUCACUUCUAUUCCCACCUCCACCACUCUUCCUCCCACACUCCUCACUCCUUCACAUUCCCCAUUCUCCUCAAAGCAUGCUCCAAUCUCUCUCCCUCUUCCCCUUCCCAAUCGCAAAUCCUCCAUGCCCAUCUCUUCAAAACCGGUUUCUACUCUCACCCUCACACCACCACCGCCCUCACCGCCGCAUACGCCGCCAACCCUAUCUCUUUCCCAGACGCCCUCAAACUGUUCGACGAAAUGUCCCAACCAACUAUCACCGCUUUCAACGCCGCACUUUCCGGACUCUCCCGAAAUGGACCUCCGGGACAAGCUAUUGAGCUUUUCCGUCAAAUUGGGCUUCGUACUCUGAGGCCCAAUUCUGUCACUAUCGCUUCUCUUCUCACUGCACGUGAUACAAAAAAUCCAAGUCACGUGCACCAAGUUCAUUGCUUGGCGCUUAAGUUAGGAGUUGAAAAUGAUGUCUACGUUUCCACCUCGCUUAUUACUUGUUAUUCCAAAAGUGGAAAUUUGGUUUCUUCGAAAAACGUUUUUGAAAAUUCGCACGUGAGAAAUGUGGUUACUUACAAUGCUUUUAUGUCGGGGUUGUUACCAAACGGAUUUCCUCGUAUUGUUGUCGAUGUUUUUAAGGAUAUGAUGAUGAGUUUGGAGGAAAAGCCGAAUAUGGUUACUUUCGUGUCUGUUUUUUCAGCUUGUGCUAACCUUUUGAACAUUCGUUUAGGGAAGCAGGUUCAUGGGCUUAGUAUGAAACUAGAAGCAUGUGAUCAUGUUAUGGUGGUGACUUCACUUGUGGACAUGUAUUCAAAAUGUGGUUGUUGGCGUUCUGCUUUUGAUGUUUUUAAUGAAGGUGAAAAGAGGAACUUGAUCACUUGGAACUCUAUGAUUGCAGGGUUGAUGAUGAAUGAAGAGAUUGAGAAGGGUGUUGAUGUGUUUGAGAGGAUGGUGAGUGAAGGGGUUUUGCCUGAUUCGGCAACCUGGAACACUUUGAUUGGUGGAUUUGCACAAAAAGGGUUGUUUUUGGAAGCUUUUAAGUAUUUUAGGAAAAUGCAGUAUUUUGGUGUGGUUCCAUGUUUGAAGAUUGUUACUAGUAUUUUGUCUGUGUGUGCUGAUUCGUCUGUGUUGCGAAGUGGGAAAGAGAUACACGGGUAUGCUGUGAGAAUUUGUGUUGAUAUGGAUGAAUUUUUCGCAACUGCUCUGGUUGAUAUGUACAUGAAAUGUGGGUGUGUUUCUUUGGCUCGUUGUAUUUUUGAUCAGUUUGAUGAAAAACCAGAUGACCCUGCAUUUUGGAAUGCAAUGAUAGGAGGGUAUGGAAGGAAUGGAGAUUAUGAGUCUGCUUUUGAAAUCUUUGAUGAAAUGUUGGCUGAAAUGGUGAAACCAAAUAGUGUAACAUUUGUUAGUGUUCUGUCGGCUUGUAGCCACAGUGGUCAAGUUGAGAGAGGAUUACAUGUUUUCAGGAUGAUUAGAGAAGAGUUUGGUUUGGAUCCAAAGCCUGCGCAUUUUGGGUGUGUGGUUGAUCUUUUGGGUCGAUCUGGUCGGUUAGGCGAAGCUCGAGAGUUGGUGCGAGAAUUAGCAGAACCUCCUGCAUCUGUUUUUGAUUCUUUGCUUGGUGCAUCUAGGUGCUACUUAGAUUCAAAUCUUGGGGAAGAAAUGGCCAUGAAACUUGUUGAUCUCGAGCGGGAAAAUCCGGCUCCGCUGGUGGUUUUGUCUAACAUAUAUGCUGCAUUGGGAAGAUGGAGAGAAGUAGAAAGGAUAAGAGGGUUGAUCACAGAUAUAAGAUUGGACAAACUAUCUGGUGUUAGCAUGAUAGAAGUUGCAUGAGAAUUGCUUUUGCAUACAUAAAAAAACUUGAAAUCAAAUGUUCUUUUUUCUUUCUGAUAACAUAAAGUUUGUUAUAUUUUGGAGUAUUCCUUGUAAAUCAGUGAUUCAACAUCUCUUUCACUGCAAAUCCGUAGUAAUCGUCGAAAUGGUAAUCAGGCUCCGAGAUGAAACAAGAGAUUACAUCUCUCAGUGUGAUGACUCCAACUACUUGAUCUAGUCCAUCAACUGUGUAAAUCCUGUGAAUAGACUGUGAAGAAAGAGGGUGAAUCACGCUCUCAAGAGUUGAGUCGGGCUUGCAUGUUAGAGGCCGAGUAACUUUUCCAGUUCCAUGGGAUGCUGAGUGUAUUUUCUUCAUGAAA